Molecule: messenger RNA, 3173 nt
Organism: Hyposmocoma kahamanoa
Lineage: Eukaryota; Metazoa; Arthropoda; Insecta; Lepidoptera; Cosmopterigidae
Exons: 9
Coding region: 10-2913 (967 amino acids)
Cellular component (GO): nucleus
Molecular function (GO): RNA binding
Source: RefSeq, a predicted model, not a curated record
CCAAUAAUAAUGUCCGGUGGGCUUAUAGAUAAAGUAUACAUAGGCUUGGACAACGCUCCUACUGCGUUCGACAUAAAAGGACGCAUUCUCGGCCCUAAUGGAACAAAUUUAGAAUAUAUCCGAUCAGAAACAGGCGUACUAGCGACUCUAAAAAGUGAGAAAUUUGAACCUCUACACUUAGUUCUCCAGCACACGAGAUCGGAGUCUCUGACUGCCGCACGGUCGUUGGCGCAGAAUUUAAUAGAGACUAUAAGAGCUGAGUUGGCUCAAUGGAGUGCUGCGCAGGCUGGUGGACCUCCUCCUGCUUUGAAUGUGCCGCCACCUACGCUGACGACUACGAGCGCACCUCCCCCAGUACCUCCUCCCGUUGCCUCUGUCACUUUGUCCACAUCCACAACCAUGACUUCUGCCGCGCAAUCUACAGUCCUCCCUCCUGUAGUCAGUGUUGCUGCCAGUGCCCCCCUUAUGACAGUUCGACAACCAACAGUUCUUCAACUCUUACCUCAGCAACAAUAUGUUCUGAACCAAGAAAAUGGACAGCUAAUACCCAUAGUUCAACCUGGAGUCCAAGUAUCAAAUACAAACUUCACGUCACUACCUAUAGCCCAGCCUUUGGGCAUUCAGCAACCCAAUUUUGGAGCUACACAGAUUGUAGAUUUGUCCAAUAUGCAGCCAGUAAAUGUAACCCAAUUGAGACUGAGUGGAGUGCCAUCUUCCAUGUCUAUGAUCCUUCCUAAUGGAUUGAAUUUCCCUCAAGCCAGUUUAUCAUCUAAUGAUACCACUACUGUCAGUUCAGCUACUGCCACUCCAGUGGUUUGUGCAGCUCAGAGUACAAAUUCAUCACAAAAAAUACUGUAUAGUACUGACAAAGGGGAUAAAGAGGUGAAAUACCACAUCCAAGGGGGUGAGACAGUGCAAUGGACCAUGCCAGGAUCUCAGACAAUGCUUAUUCCAUAUCAACAAUUACAGGACUUUACAUCAAAUCAGACUGGCAUAGCUAACUUGCAGCCUCAGCAGUUUGUUUCUAUUGCUCCAGCAGGAGGUCUCCAACAGACGUCUUUGCCUUUAACAGCAGCUCAGUUACAGCAUUUGCAAGCUACAGGCACUAUCAUGCAACUCAAUCAGAAGCCCAUGGUGAGCAGUGGCUCUCUAAUAAACAUAAUCUCGACAGGACAAGCGUCAUCGCCACAGAUUAUCUCAAAUUCUUCAACACCUACAAAGAUGGGCCAAGACCACAGAGGUCAGAAAAGACUGUCUGACGGAACUCCAAGUCAAUUGCAACUGCGACCCAUUGCGCCAGCUGGGUCGAAUGUAAACCAGGACAAGAGCUCGACGCGCGAUUCACGAUCGUGGACAUCAUCUUCAGGUAUAUUGAAAACUUCUUUAUGCAAAGAUGUAUUUCGUGUCAGUCUUGGUUUGGACGUGAACUAUGCUCACGGUAUCAUACUACUCAUUUCUAGCAGAUUACGUAAUAUUGUUUCGGCGUCAGGAGUGACUCAAGAAGGCACUGGAAUGUACAUACGGCAAAUUGACAGAAAUGCUAUCCAAAUCCAGGCAAGCAAAGAUGGUCAGAAACAAGAGCUAAUGACGAAUAAAGUGCAAAGCACAGCACAAAAUGUACAAAUGAUAACAGUUCCUCACGGGAUGACCGUGCUUCAAAAUCCACUCAACAUAAGCCAAAUGCCGGUGCUUGGACAGCCAAAUAGUCAAGUGUAUAUGAUUCCUGCUAACCAUCCGAAUAUUGUACAAACCGGAGGUUUACCACCAGGUUUACUAGGUCAACAAGUGCUGCAACCUGGGCAAAACGUAACUGUAAUGCAACCCAAUCAAUUGGGAGUUCCUGGCGGAGUACAAUACAACGUGCCAAUAAUGCCUAUGAAUGUACCACCAAACUCUCAUUACAUGCCGAGUAUCAAUUUGAACACGCAGCUAUCUACGCAGCAAAUUAAUGCCGCCUUAGUAGGGCAGCAAUUAAAUAAUCCAAACUUAGGGACAAUCCCUAUUGUCCAGGCUCCCAUGAACAACCCGCCACCUUCAUCACCUAUGACCAACCCACCUCAGAUACCAAUUACACAACCACCACCUGUGCAACAAAUUGUUCCUCAAAAUUCUUUUAUCAAUCCUACGCCAACUUCACAGUACGCUGGGAUGCCUCCACAAUAUAUGCAGAUGCAGCCUAAUUCUGGAACAAUAUCGGUACAGGGAAGUAAUCAAAACAUUCAAUACAGUCUACCUAGCAAUCAAACAGCUAACUCUACAAACAACGGCAGUGGCCAAAGCAGCACUACCAGUGAUAGUGACACAAAUGGGGCAAGCAAUCAAGCUAACUAUAUCUCUUCGUCAUCACAAGACAGUGGAUAUCUGUCAAAUGCAAACACGCAAAAUCCAACACAGCAAAAUUUCGCCAAUGAUGGAACAAAUCCACAAAAUACAGGGUUCACGUCAAACCCACCAGUCACUCAAGCGAAUUAUGGAAGUAAUGGAAACAAUCAAACUCAGGGAUAUGUAAACCAGACGACAACAAAUCAGCCUCCGUCUGCUGAUUACAAUCCAACAAAUGCUUCCAGCCAGACAUCAAAUCAAAACUAUUCCAAUGCACAGAGUGCACCUAAUGCGCAAAAUCAAUCACAGCCUAAUUUCCCUGCGUCGACAAUGCAAACUCCCAACCAACCUUAUCCUAACAUGCAGAGCAUGGGAUACCCACCCAAUCAAAACCCUUACCCCAAUGCAACUGGUCAAAACUUGGCAGCUUACGCGAAUAACCAAUAUCAGUAUCAAACUAGACCAUGGGUCAGACCACGGUAUGGGUCUCCACAAGGGUCCCCGUAUCCAUCUAGCGGUGUGCCAUCAAAUGGUCCGCCAAUGCCAGUUCCUCCUCCUUCGGGCAACUAUAAUUAUUGGCAGGAUAGUUGAUUCGAUCCUCUCGACGGAUUCUUAGAGACUUCUUAGUGCUUAUCAGUACUUCUACUUACAAAAUAAUUUAGGAUCGGAACAUAAUUUACUCGUCGUAUAGUGUCGUUUGUUUGUAGAUAAAACUUAUGUAAAAUCAACAGUUAGAAAAAUGCUUUAUUUCGUUGUAAGAUAGAAUAAGAGACUGCUACAUUGUGUACAAGACAUUUAUAAAAUGUAAAAAGAAUAAAAAUCUAUAGUUAAAUAUAUAAUUGAUAUUUCGU